AUGCAUUUUUUUCAAAUUUGGCAUUAUUUUUGGGGAGCCAGUGGAUGUUUUUUGAAUCUUUUACUUGUUUAUAUCGCGAUUUUUAAAAGUCCAAAAGCAAUCCGAACUUAUGCAACAUUAAUUGUCAAUUUUGCGAUAACUGAUUUUGUGGAAUGUUUUUUCGAUGUUUUCAUACAAAUUCGAUUAUUACCAGCUCCUGGAGAUGUUACAAUGACUUAUAUUUUCAAUGGAUUUUGUAAAUAUUUUGGAGAUAUGAGUUGCAAAAUUGGAGCAAGUUUAUUUCUGCACUGCAUUCCCCAUGCGGUAUGGUCACUUUUGUUAUCUUUCGGAUAUCGAUAUUAUAUUUUACAUCAUCCUGGAUUAACCCGAAGGACUUUGAUUUGCAUUUUGAUUGUGAUUUACAUUCCAUCAUUUGUUCAAGGGGUAAUCAAAUUUAUGUUCGCUCACAAACAAUUUAUCAAUUUUUCAGCUAACAUACUGGACAAAUUUCGUUGAAACAGAUGAGAUUCUCCCUCUUGCCAAGCAAAUAUUUCCAAGUUAUAAUUUUUCUGAAGAAACUGGUGUGAUUUCUGGAAUUGUUGAUGUCACUACAAUUACAGCAACUUAUGCAAUUGUUCAUUUAUCAUUUCCGAUUUUUCCAGUCUACACAAUCAUUUAUAUUUUGAGAACGAAGAUAAUUGCGCAUCUUUUGAGGAAUUCACAAAUGAUGACGACGGAGACAAAAGCUGUACAUACACAAAUGUUGAGAGCUUUGACAUUUCAGGCAUUUAUUCCGAUAUUUGUAUGGAUUGGAGCAAGUUGUUAUUUGAUUUGUAAGUUUGAAUAGGGAAAGUUUUAAAAAAAAUUAUUCCAUACUUCUAGAAGAAUGGGAUUUACAGAUUUUGAAAAAAAAUCUGUAUUAUGAUCAAAUUUUUUCAAACAAAUUACAGUAUUCUUAUUUGCAGCACAACUUGGAAUUAUUCAACAAUCCCCUCUCAUGGAACACGCAGUUUUUGUAUCUGUUAUCCUAAUGCCAACAUUAUCUCCCUUCACAUAUUUGCUAUUUGUUAGACCGUAUAAGAAGUUCUGCAUGAAGUUAGUUUUCUAUUAAACAAAAUGUAUUAUAUGUACAUAUUUUUCAGAAUCAUCUACACAUUAACUUGCUCCAAAAAACGUCACGAUGAUGCGAAGGGAAGCAAAUUUGAUUCGCAUAACACACCUUCACAUAUAGUAGCACUUUCUAAAGUUGCACCAAUUAGUAGUUCUUAA
Messenger RNA from Caenorhabditis angaria, 1248 nucleotides. The record is from the annotation of a GenBank genome assembly. NCBI's taxonomy places the organism in Eukaryota, Metazoa, Nematoda, Chromadorea, Rhabditida, Rhabditidae.